Molecule: messenger RNA, 1092 nt
Organism: Nerophis lumbriciformis (worm pipefish)
Lineage: Eukaryota; Metazoa; Chordata; Actinopteri; Syngnathiformes; Syngnathidae
Source: RefSeq, a predicted model, not a curated record
AUGCUGGAAAAACUCAGAGAAGAGCUUACCGCCGUCGAUUUAAAGCUAUUGGAAUUGGUGGCGAAGCGCCAACAAAUCGUAGCUGAAAUCGGCAAGAGCAAGCGCGAUGUUGGUCGCGCCACACGGGACUUCGAGCGGGAGAAACGUGUGAUUGACACAGCCCGCAAGAAGGCUGACGAACUAGGGUUAUCAGCCGAUCUGGCCCAGCAAAUGAUGCAACUACUAAUUGGUGUUUCGCUGGAAAAGCAGGAGCGAGACAGCUUAGCUCACGCCACUGACGAUGGUAAGCGACGGGCCUUGAUUAUCGGCGGGGCGGGACAAAUGGGCCGUUGGUUCGCUGACUUUCUGGCCUCCCAGGGAAUCAGCGUCAGUAUUGCCGACCCAAGUCCGGAGCCGUUGCCGUUCGAUCGCGAGCAACAGUGGCAGUCACAAGUGGAUGUCUAUGACUUGAUCGUCGUUGCUGCCCCAAUAAAGAUCAGCGCCGCAGUGCUGACAGAGUUAGGUUCGCUUCGGCCGUCCGCACUGAUUUUUGAUAUCAGCUCGCUCAAGAGCCCUCUGCGCGAACCACUCAGAGCACUGGCGGACGCCGGCUGCAAAGUCACCUCGGUGCAUCCGAUGUUUGGCCCGGAUACCAGACUGCUCACUGGUCGCCAUGUAAUUUUUAGCGAUGUCGGCAAUGCCGAGGCGGUGGCCGAGGCGCGCGCGCUGUUCGCACCAACAAUGGCCGAACAAGUGACCAUGAGUCUGGAAGAUCACGACCGUUUGAUCGGCUACGUCUUGGGUCUGUCACAUGCCUUGAAUAUCGCGUUCUUUACCGCCCUGCGAGAAUCCGGUGAAGCUGCCGGCGAGCUGGCAAAAAUGUCCAGCACAACCUUUGAUGCCCAAUUGGCUAUUGCCGGCAACGUGGCCGACGAGAACCCGCAUAUGUACUACGAGAUCCAGCGUCUGAAUGACUAUCGAUCUGCGCCACUGUCGGCACUGAGAAGCGCCAUCAAUCGAUUGGUCAACCUCAUUGAAAAUGGCGACGAAGCGGGUUUCGUCAAACUCAUGCAGGGUGGUCGUAGCUACCUGGAACAGCGCGCAACCCAGUGA